AUGGUCCUGAGCAAACUCGCCCAGCUUCCGACGCUUCCUUCCCUUCGACUCACCACCACCCAGCGUCAAACUCGCUCCAGAGCGUCUACUUCUGCUUCUCUCACUGACUCGGCCACUCCCAGUCCCACCCAGUCAAGCCUUGACACCAGCACGUCUGCUGGCGGUGCCACGUCGGUGAGCGACCCGGGUGAUCACGCUGACACCCUGGCCACCAACACCAACCCCGUGUCAUCAGCCACCAUGAAGCCCAAAGCCACCACCAGCAACAAGCACAGCCCGUCUUCGACCGGUCGUCGCUUUCAACCCAAAGUGAUCGAUCUUCGUGACCGACGAGCGUCUAGUCGCGUUCGCAAACCGACGGCCAAAGCUCAAGCUCUGGGUUCCAGACGGUACGCCUCGCCGCCGCCGUUGUUGGAUACUAUUAUAAUUGAGCACACGCCACCAAAUUUUGACCUAUCUCCCCUCAAGGCACCUUCAACGACAUCUACUCUGCCCAAGGACGCACCUGAGGCAGCGUACCCGACUCUCGAGGUACCGUCAAAUCCACCGACAGCAGAUCCCAAACCAGCCAAACCCCCGUCUUCUCCUCCGCCUCAAGUGGGAGGAGAAGAGGCACCACACGAUGUUCCUGAGACGCCUUCUCGAAGAACCUCUCGGAGAGAACGGAAACCCACUGCAAAGCUAUUAUCCGAUUCUGGAACCGCUCAGAAGCGUCCCGCCACCGAGGAUGUCCCAGACGCUGCUCCUCCCCGCAAAUCCGCGAGACUCUCCUACUCGGCUGCUCGAAUCCCAUCAAAGCUCCGGUACUCUAUCUCCGCGAAUAACAGUGAAGCGGAUGAUGCUGCUGCUGAGGCGGAGAAGCCUCCGUCACCCGCAGUUCCAUCCCCCAAGAAAUCCAAGGUGAUUGUCUUGAAGUCCAAGCGACUGGCCGAAGUGUUUGGGCCGCCAAAGCCACGGCAGGAGAACAAGUCUCCUGGGUCCAAAGGGAAAUCGAAACGGAGAUCCCACCCCAGCGCUGUCAAUACCAAAGGAAGCACGACACAGCCUCAUGCUGCUCCUGUUGACAUACCCGGUUCAUGCAAUCUGUUGUGCCUCUCAACGUCGUCCCGACUACUUGCCUUUGCACGAAUUGCCCGGGAGAUGCCCAAUGCGGAAGACGAGAAUGAAGAGACUAUUCCAGGCAGCGUGUAUGACUGGCGUAUGUACACGCAGGUGUGGUGCCAGUGUGCCCAAUUCGAGCAGCCCAAGCCUGGCGGCACAGAUCCAGUGGAGCUCGAACGAGCAUUGAUGCCGAACCCUGUCUCUGAAGGCACAAACUACGAUUCCAUUGAUUUGACCACGGAGAGAACGCCCGACGCUGAGCUGUUGUCUGUGCCGGUCAACACGAUCCUCCGUGCAUCUGAUUCGCAACAGCUCUCACAGCUGUACACCGGAUCUCCGAGUCAGAGCGCGGACCAGAUACCACUCAACGGCACCCCAGCAACAAAUGGCAUGAGGACGGAGGAUUCCCACCGGCAUGCAGAGACCCAUGGACCAUUCUGUGACGAACCGAGUCGCAACAACACACUGUACUCCAGAACCCCGUCCAUAGCCACGAUACCGACAUAUGAGGAGCGCCUUCGCGAUGACCACACGGCUCUGACCGAAAUCCGCCAGAUGGCAACGGCGCGCAGGUUAUCGUGGAGUUUUAAUAUGACAUUUGACGAAAUUCAGGCGAUGGUCAGGGAGGCUGAAGACCGAGAACAACAAGCACGCCAGCCAACACUAUAUCGUCAGAUUGCGAGUCGGCCACAGAAUGGAAUUGCCCGCGCGAAUGGACACUCAGAACCACACAGUCGCCUUCGAUCCACUGGGUUUGGAGUGCUCUUGCCGCCUCAAGCAUCGCAUCAGGCACGAAGAGUUGCCAGUGGCCGCAAUUGGCUCAAGGCCGGUCUCACGCCACCCGCUGUCGUCAAUGGAGAGGGCGACGCAGCCCAAGAACGUGUCACCUCCAACCCUACGCCCCCCACCCCAGGCAGUGUUGAGGAAAGCACGCCAGCGAAGCCUUGUGGAAUAUAUCGAACUUCGUCAUCACUCCGGCCCAAAAGUUCGCGGUUCAGAGUGGAUCCGAGGGGAUUGCGAGGGGAGUCUCCUGGACCAGGAACCAUCAUCAACAUGAAGGGGCCGGGAGGGGCCGCGGCCGAAGCCAAGAGGGCGACAGAGGGGCAUGCGAACACUGGGAAAUCGACGAAGGAGUUUGAAGAACACCAGGAGCGCGAGGAUGGUGAGAAACAGAAGCGACGGCACCGAAAGGAGCAAGAGGGUCACAAACUGAACGGACACGGACAUGGACACGGGCACGGACAGCCUUGA
Messenger RNA from Fonsecaea erecta, 2352 nucleotides. RefSeq lists its product as hypothetical. Bases 1 to 2352 code for a protein of 783 amino acids. The transcript has a single exon. The record is from RefSeq and is a predicted model, not a curated record. NCBI's taxonomy places the organism in Eukaryota, Fungi, Ascomycota, Eurotiomycetes, Chaetothyriales, Herpotrichiellaceae.